AGCUCGCUUUCCACAGCCCAUCUCUCACAUCCUGCUUCCCCUCCACCCUACCUCCUUUUCUGCCCCCACAAAAGCAAAAACAAGUUUGCUCGCCUGCUUGUUAGCUACCUCCAAGCAGCAGAUCGAGCCAACCUGCACCUUCCGCAGAUCACUGUCCUGCCCUAGCCCCCUUCUUCUUCGUCCCAACGCAUGCAAAGCUGAAGCUACCGCCUGUGCCUGAGCAUCACGCGGCUCUUUGCUAGCUAGCCCCUGGUGCCAGUUGAUUGGAACGGAGAGGGAGAGAAUUAUUGAGCGGUUGGUAGCAGCAGCAGCUUGCAUCCACUAUAGAGGCCGCCAGGGGUCGGCAAAGGGCGCCCUAGCUGCCGCUAGAGCCAUGUGCGACUACUUCCUUCAGAGGAUGGAGGGAGACCAGGCCGGCGGGGACCUCACCGACAUCGUCCGCGCCGGCGGCGGAGCCAUGCCGGGCAACGCCGAGGUGCCGUCCACGGCCGCCGAGUGGCAGCUCCAGGGGGAGCCGAUGCUCUUCCCGCCGCCGCCGUCGUCAUCGGACGGCUGCGCCGGAGGUGCCGGCGCCGACGUCUUCGGCGACCCUUUCGCCGCACUUGGGGACCCGUUCAGCAGCGACUACGCUUCAGGCGUCGACUUCCUGGACGCCAUGCCCGACGCGAUGGCCAAGGUCGGCUUCGACACGGCUGUCGGCGGCGGCAGCGGCUGCGGAGGAGGGGGAGGCGGCGGAGGCCAACUGCUCGACAUGAGCCGGAAGCCUCUCUUGCCGCGGGGGGUGCAGAUGCCGUCGGUUGGCGUGCUGGCGCCGAGGGUGCUGCCAUCGCCGCUGUCGCCGAGGGCGAUACGGCCGUACCCGGCGUUAGCCGGUGACAUGGUCAAGCUCGGGAUCACGGCCGGGCAGGUGGCCGGGUGCGCCAUCGACGCCGCCGUCGUCGGCAUGCAGAUGUCGUCGCCUCGCGCCGCGGGCGGGAUCAAGCGCAGGAAGAACCAAGCAAGGAAGGUGGUGUGCAUUCCGGCGCCGACAGCGGCAGGGGGAAGACCCACCGGGGAGGUGGUUCCUUCUGAUCUCUGGGCUUGGAGGAAGUACGGCCAGAAGCCUAUCAAGGGUUCUCCCUAUCCAAGGGGGUACUACAGAUGCAGCAGCUCAAAAGGAUGCUCAGCACGGAAGCAAGUGGAGCGCAGUCGGACGGACCCCAACAUGCUGGUCAUCACCUACACCUCUGAGCACAACCAUCCAUGGCCGACUCAGCGCAACGCGCUGGCCGGGUCAACGCGGAACCACCACGGCAAGAACAGCGGCAGCGGCAGCUCAGGUUCCAAGAGCUCACAGAACGAGAGGCAACAGCAGCCGAACGUCAAGGAGGAGCCCAAGGAUCCGGCCACGACGACGACCACUAGCACGAUCACCACCACGACUAGUACUUCUCCGGCAGCGGCUGUGAAAGAGGAGACGCUGGCAGGAUCGUCAGAAGCGCUGGGGCGAGCCAUGGAUGCAGCAGUAGGAGACCACAGUAUGGAACUCAUGGACCAAGUGUUCAGUGAGAGCUACAAGCCGAUGAUACCGGAGGCCGGCCAGUCGGACGACUUCUUCUCCGACCUGGCGGAGUUGGAGUCGGAUCCCAUGAGCCUAAUCUUCUCCAAGGAGUACAUGGAAGCAAAGCCGGCGGCGAGCGGUGGUGAUCGUGCCCAGGAGAAAGCAAUAACCAAGGACUUGGAUCCAUUCGACAUGCUGGAUUGGUCCACUACUACUUCUUCGGCAUCAGGGAGCUCAUUUGAGCAAGGAAAGAGAGGUUGACUGUAAUAUACCAUUGGCUUAUGCGCACACAUACAUUGGAUCAGCAGCUAAUAACCUGAAAUUAAGAUUACCGCCACAAGAGGUCAGCAAGGAAGAAAGAUGAGAGUUUUUUUUCACUUUUCUUUUCCUCUUUGGGUUCGUCGCUUCUUAUUAUCAUUGUGUGAGAGAGAUUGGGAUUUUUGUCCAAGGUUUAGAUAUGAACCUUGCUUUUCUAAGGUUUGUGUCAGCUUGAUGUUCGUUGUA
This is a messenger RNA of Panicum hallii, 2044 nucleotides long. RefSeq names its product probable WRKY transcription factor 35. Gene Ontology annotation, molecular function: transcription cis-regulatory region binding; DNA-binding transcription factor activity. Gene Ontology annotation, cellular component: nucleus. The record is from RefSeq and is a predicted model, not a curated record. The coding region runs from base 374 to 1801 and encodes 475 amino acids. NCBI's taxonomy places the organism in Eukaryota, Viridiplantae, Streptophyta, Magnoliopsida, Poales, Poaceae. Gene Ontology annotation, biological process: regulation of DNA-templated transcription. The transcript has 3 exons.